This is a messenger RNA of Staurois parvus, 316 nucleotides long. Lineage: Eukaryota; Metazoa; Chordata; Amphibia; Anura; Ranidae. The record is from the annotation of a GenBank genome assembly.
AGUGUGGCCCCAGAAGUGCCACCUGUCAGUGUCCAUCAGUGCCUUGUGUCAGUGCUCAUCAGUGCCACAUACCAGUGCAUACCAGUGCACAUCAAUGCCACAUAUCAGUGCCCAUCUGAGCUGCCUUUGAAUGUCACCCAUCAGUGCCAAUCAGUGCCACCUAUCAGUGCUGCCAAUCAGUGACACCUAUCAGUGCCAUGCCCAUCAGUGCCACCUAUCAGUGUCCAUCAGUGCAGCCUAUCAGUGCCCAUCACUGCAGCCUCAUUAGUGCACAUCAGUGAAGGAUAAUAAAUCACUUAUUUACAAAAUUUUAUAA